Messenger RNA from Ambispora gerdemannii, 453 nucleotides. NCBI's taxonomy places the organism in Eukaryota, Fungi, Glomeromycota, Glomeromycetes, Archaeosporales, Ambisporaceae. The record is from the annotation of a GenBank genome assembly.
GGGGGAGAAAUCAUGACUACACUCCAUGGUCAAAAAUUAACACUUAAUCCUGGAGAAAUCGUAAUAAGCUCUAGAGAAAAAUUUAUCGAUUUAGCAGGAAUUAUUGGCAAUCAAGAAACUGCUAUAACUUCCCAAACAAAAAAUAUUCUCAUUGAAUGUGCUUCUUUUAGUCCCGCAAGCAUUAAAAAAACUACUAAUCGUCUCAAUAUUUCUACUUUGGCUAGUCAAUAUUUUUCUCGCGGAAUCAAUUUAGUUUUGCCUCCUGACAAAAGUCUUUCGAGAGUCAUCUCACUUAUUAUUGAAUCUUAUGGAGGAAAUUUAAAUUCUGGAACAAUUUUUACUUAUAAAGAGGCGGUCAAAAAAGAAAAACAACCAUUAAUCACUAUUAGUCAACAGUUUAUUACUAAAAAAGUCGGUCAAGCCUUUCCUGAGCAAGUUAUCGAUAAGAUUUGA